Solanum verrucosum is the source of this 615-nucleotide messenger RNA. RefSeq names its product glycine-rich protein 5-like. The record is from RefSeq and is a predicted model, not a curated record. NCBI's taxonomy places the organism in Eukaryota, Viridiplantae, Streptophyta, Magnoliopsida, Solanales, Solanaceae. Bases 1 to 615 code for a protein of 204 amino acids. The transcript is spliced from 2 exons.
AUGUUGGCUAAAAUUUUAUUACUUCUUUUUGUGUUUUCACUUGGAGCUUUUCUUGUUUGUGCUAGAAAUUUACAAAGUGAAAACGAGUCUCUUGCUGCAGCAAAAUAUGGAGUUACUGAUUAUCAAGGUGGAUUAGAUAAUAAUAUUGGUGCUGGUGGAUUUGCUGCUGGUGAGCCAACUGGGCCGGGUCUAGGAGGAUCCAUUAGUGGUGGCGUUAGCGCCGGCGUCGGAGGAAGGUUGGGUAUGGGAGCUGGGCCCAUUAGUGGAGGAGCUGAAGGUCGGGUUGGCGUCGGGAUCGGUGCCGGAGGAGGUGUAGGUGUCGGUGCUGGUGCUGGCGGCAUGGGCGGUGGUACUGCCGGCAGUCCACCUGGCAUUGGAAUAGGCGGCAGCGGCGGGGUUAGUGGUGGAGUAAGUGGAAGCGGCAGAAUUGGCGCUGGCGUAGGCGGCAGUGGCGGUAAUAUUGGUGGCGGAGCAGGCGGUAAUGUUGGCGGCCCAGGUAGUGGAACUGGCGGCGGAUUUGGCGGCCCUGGUAGUGGAGCAGGUGGAGGAUUUGGCGGCCCUGGUAGUGGAACCGGCGGAGGGUACGGCGGUGGAUAUGGCGGCGGAUGGCCAUGA